AUGGUUCAGUGGGAUAUGAGGCUUCCCACUAGACAUUGCUUUGAAAUCACAAACUCAGAUUCCCAAAAUUAUGACCAAAAUGACGGAAUACCAGAAAAUGGAGCAAUUGUUUGUGUGGGUGAUGAUGAAUUUCAAUCUGAUCCAUCUUCUUCCCCAUAUUAUGAUUCAAUUCUUUUACCAAAAGAAUUAGAGGGUCUUCAUGAAAAAUACUCAGCCACUUGUAGAUUGUUUCAGUAUCAAGAGCUUCUAUCAGCAACAUCAAACUUCAAACCUGAGAACAUGAUAGGAAAAUGA
Messenger RNA from Lactuca saligna, 294 nucleotides. The record is from the annotation of a GenBank genome assembly. Lineage: Eukaryota; Viridiplantae; Streptophyta; Magnoliopsida; Asterales; Asteraceae.